AAACGCUUCCAGCUUUGCCAUUUUCCGGGAGGGGGAUUCCAAGGAGCGCGCGUUAUUAGAGGAAGCUUUGGGCUUUGGUUUGGGGCGCCCUCCCUUGUCCAGUUUGUGCUCUGCGGAGCGCUCCGGAAGGAGAAAAAAAUGGGGUCAGAGGAGGCCCCCGCCUUGGGAACACUGGAUUAAUUUCCUUCGAGGUGUUCUCUUUUCAAACAUGUCGUGCUCUUCUCGUCACCCCCCGUCCUAUCCUUUCUGGCUUGGAGUUUCUCCGUCAGGGUUUGGCGGUCCAGGCCGAAGGUGGACGAGAGGCGGGCUGCAGGUGGCAGCCAGCGUGGCUGGAGGGAGGUCUGGCUGGGCGGGGCGAAGAGUGGUCUUGUUUUUCAUUUUUGCAAAUCUCUUUCAUGUCUGUCUCAAUAGAUGACAGUCGGAUUCUCAUAGCUACUUCUGCUUUCGGUCUUGCUGUAGCGCACGUCACAUAGCCUCUGGAAAACUCGACUGUACGCUCAUGAGAGAAUGAGAAUGGAAAAGUCAGUUAUGGCUUAGUAGUAUUAUGAAAACAGUUUUGACUAAAUGGACCCUCGGGCCUCCCCAGACCACACUUUUGAGAACCAAUGACUUAGAAUAAUGUAUAUCUUAUUAUAAAAGAAAUUCCAUAUGCAUUGUGGAAAAACUUUAAACAUUCAGAAAACUGGGGAAGAAGAAAAUGAAAACUGCCCAUCAUGUUACAAUACAGUGUACUUGUAUUUUAGUAAUCAGGUGUAGCCACUGACGGGUGGCUUGGAUUCAAGGCAGGUUGGGCAGAUGUAAGUGGUUUUCAGGGUUUGAAUGGGGACAAGAAAGCUCUGAUAUCCGACAAAGCUGACGCCGGUUCCUGGUUGCAGGCGGAGCUGACCUGGAACCUUCACCUUGGCCACUGUCCUUUCUAAGGAACUCACCUUCCCGAGCCCGCCUGCACAGAACUGACAGGGAACCUUCUUAGGAGCAGAGAAAAUGGUGAUCAUCAGGCAGCUGCCCUUGGGUGUGAAGGCCGCCCUGGCUGCAGGCACUGUCUUCGUGUCCAUGGUUAUCUCCCGCUCCUACCUGGCGGAGAGCCUUGAGCUCAGGGCCUGGCGUUGGCUGUUCCGCCUGCAGCUCGCCCUGUUUGCCAAUUCGCUCAUGCUUAUUGGCUCCCUCUACAUCUGGCGUAGUGCAGUCAGCAACCUUAGCCAUUCCCCAGCCGCAGAGUCGGCCUGCUUUCAGCUUUGGAAGAUGGCUGUUGUGACAUUUCUGGCCCUGGCCCAUUCCAGUUUCUUCACCAUGCUCUUUUUAGUGGCCGAGGAGCCCUACCUCUUUUCCUUGGCUGCCUACUCCUGCCUUGGGGCAUACAUCAUCAUGGUCUUCUUCCUCUGUACCCUCAGCGGCAUGGAGCAGGCCUACCAGCUCUUGGCCUGGCGCAGUGGCAGGGUUGUGGGCAGCCUUGACAAGACAAGGAAGCUGGCACUCAGGCCGGCCCUGGCAGUGGUGGUGACCGCCGUGCUCAGCAUAGUCGGGCUUCUGAACGCUGCCCAGCCCCCUGCUGUGAAAACCGUGGAGGUGCCCAUCCACCAGCUGCCCCCGUCUAUGGACCACCUCAAGAUUGUGCUCCUCUCAGACAUUCACUUGGGCCCCACUGUGGGCAGGACCAAGAUGGAGAUGUUCGUGAGGAUGGUGAACAUGCUGCAACCGGAUGUCACCGUGAUCGUGGGUGACCUCUGUGAUUCAGAAGCCUCGAUCCUCCGGACGGCUGUCGCUCCUUUGGGCCAGCUUCACUCACGCCUCGGCACCUACUUUGUCACAGGGAAUCACGAAUACUACACGUCAGAUGUCAGCAACUGGUUUGCGCUGCUGGAAUCCCUGAAUGUCAGGCCCCUGCACAAUGAGAAUGUAAAAAUUUCUGCCACACAGGCCCAACGUGAUGUAGGUGGUAAGGAUGACGACUGGAUCUGCUUGGCUGGGGUGGAUGACAUCGAAGCAGACCUCCUACACUACUCUGGCCAUGGCAUGGAUCUCGUGAAAGCCCUGGGGGGCUGCAGCCCAGACCACACCACCAUCUUGCUCGCUCACCAGCCCCUGGCUGCCAAGAGAGCCCUUCAGGCUCGGCCAGAUAUUAACCUGAUCCUUUCUGGACACACGCACGCUGGGCAGAUCUUCCCCUUGAAUGUGGCGGCCUACCUCCUGAACCCUUUCUUUGCUGGUCUCUACCAGGUCGCCCAGACCACAUUUGUAUAUGUCAGCCCAGGCACGGCCUACUAUGGGAUACCCAUGAGAUUGGGGAGCAGGGCGGAGAUUACAGAGCUCAUCCUGCAGCGGGCACCCUCACCCUGACCUGCCCUGUCCGCCUCUCACUGCCCUUGCCCGUCAUUCUCCAGCACGCUUCAGAGCGACUUGCCUGCUUUACUCCCUCCAGCCUUUCCUGCCCAGCCCUGCCAACACACCCUUGUCACAAGCCGGGCUUGAAUAAGGAUUUGUGGUGGGGCUGCCUGGCAAGUUCAGGCAGGUUAACUCUGUAGAUGGCCAGUUGCUUCUUUAUAUGCGUGUGUGAGGCCACUAAAAUCACAUGCGUAACAACCAGCAUCUGUUUCCCAGAUGAUGUGGAGUAAGCCAUCCUCCUCUGCAGAGCUCACACUAAUAAAUCGAAAAUGUGGGGUUGCUUGAAAGGGGUACUGCUAGAAAGAGGAGGGAAGGAACUCAGAGUGUUGUUAAACGCUCUUUAGGACUUAGGCAGUUUCCAGAAUGAUUGAUCCAGAGCUUUCUGGGGAAGGGGCAUGUUGCUAGCUAAUCCGGAAGAGCAGGCAAGAAGGCAGUCCCUCUGGCUGCUGGAGAAGAAUGUUUUCUUUUCCCCCUUGGUUCUAUCACAGUCACCUUUAUUGAGGGCAUCCGCUAAACCCGCAGGAAUUCAGGGCUCAUCCUGGCCCAGGCCUUGAGUGAUGCUGUUUAGCCGUUUGUGCUCCUGGGCCUCUGGGAUUGGGUGUGGGCAGGAGAGAAGGUGAGCACUGUGGUGGGUGAUGGUGAGAGUACUGCUGCAUAGGAAUUCCGAGGUUGCUUGCCCCCCGUGUCUCCUUUUAUA
This is a messenger RNA of Hipposideros armiger (great roundleaf bat), 3079 nucleotides long. RefSeq names its product transmembrane protein with metallophosphoesterase domain (gene TMPPE). Gene Ontology annotation, molecular function: hydrolase activity. NCBI's taxonomy places the organism in Eukaryota, Metazoa, Chordata, Mammalia, Chiroptera, Hipposideridae. The coding region runs from base 985 to 2337 and encodes 450 amino acids. The transcript is spliced from 2 exons. The record is from RefSeq and is a predicted model, not a curated record.